Staurois parvus is the source of this 465-nucleotide messenger RNA. Lineage: Eukaryota; Metazoa; Chordata; Amphibia; Anura; Ranidae. The record is from the annotation of a GenBank genome assembly.
ACAUCAGGAUCCCCAUCAGAGUUCCCCCUUACAUCAGGAUCCCCAUCAGAGUAUCCCCUUACAUCAGGUGUCCCCUCCCCAUCAGAGUGUCCCCUUACAUCAGGAUCCCCAUCAGAGUUCCCCCUUACAUCAGGACCCCAUCAGAGUGCCCUCCUUACAUUAGGUGUCCUCAUCAGAGUACCCCACUUACAUCAGGAUCCCCAUAAGAGUGCCCCCUUACAUCAGGAUCCCCAUCAGAGUGCCCCCUUACAUCAGGAUCCCCAUCAGAGUUUCCCCUUACAUCAGGAUCCCCAUAAGAGUGCCCUCUUACAUCAGGUGUCCUCAUCAGAGUACCCCCUUACAUCAGGAUCCCCAUCAGAGUGCCCCCUUACAUCAGGAUCCCCAUCAGAGUGCCCCCUUACAUCAGGAUCCCCAUCAGAGUGCCCCCUUACAUCAGGAUCCAAAUCAGAGUGCCCCCUUACAUUA